Lingula anatina is the source of this 4569-nucleotide messenger RNA. RefSeq lists its product as uncharacterized. The record is from RefSeq and is a predicted model, not a curated record. Gene Ontology annotation, molecular function: DNA-binding transcription factor activity. Gene Ontology annotation, biological process: regulation of transcription by RNA polymerase II. NCBI's taxonomy places the organism in Eukaryota, Metazoa, Brachiopoda, Lingulata, Lingulida, Lingulidae.
CAAAACACCAGCUGCGGAUACUGGGUUACAAGUCAUCAAAAUAACAUAAUACGAGUGCUGAAGUUUUGGGUUACGGGUCCAUAAAAAUAGCAAACAGUGUUGGUCGGGAACAUUCAACAGCAUUAUCAGACAGCGUCAUCUUUAUGUUCAAUAAUUCUACAGUGCGUGUAGAUUAGAUUACGAAUUGAUGAGAAGCCUGUUGACGGCGUAAUCAACGGUGAAGGUAUUCCUCAUAUUUUUGUAAUAAUUAGAUCACAUAUUCUGUCAGUAGGCCUUCAUCAUUCGUACAUGUGGCUUCUCAGCUGCACUCGACGUGCACUUCUUUCGGCGUGGUGUGACGUAAGCGCUGCGUCAGUGAAAUCUUACUCGGCCCUUCUACUGUGUUGUCAUUCCAACCACGCACAUGGUGGCUGAGUGACCUUAGCUUUAGUCAUAACGGAAGCGUAGUGUUGUGUGCUACCAGACCUCAGAUCUUUAUUCAGAAUUCAAGAGCUCGUCAACUGGAACGGCAGGUGAUCAAACAGUUCCAUGACUGAUAACUCUGUAAAGCUGAAGCAUUUUGUUCGAACGGGAGAAUAACACCAACAAGACCGAUAUACAUCAACAGGAGCCAGACGGGUGAGAGUCUGCCCUGGCUUAAAGAACUAGACCUUAGAGGUCGAAAAGAGUUUGAAUAUCGGUGAAACAGACUGUAUCAUAUACACGUGCCGGUGUCAAUAAGUCAGAAGACGUUUGAACCUUGCACGGCUCGUAAAAGAAUUACCGGCACAGAUAACGGCAUAUUUAUACUGUUAGCCACUGCUCGCCAGGGUACGCCGCUCUCGUGAUGACCGUGAUCAACCGCACCUUAAGUACCUUACAAGUAGCCUUUAACACUGUAGACAGGGACAGAUUUUUCUGAGAGAUAGACUGGAGAUUGGACUGGACAAAACACCUAGCAUUAUUACGGAAGGAUAAUUGUCUUACACCUGAAGAUUUCUUGUCAGUUGGCCACCACUCCGACGAAGCCUUUUAUCUUCUAUUAAAACCCGCCUUCAGGCAUGUAAAUGGGGUGUUUUUACUUGCCCCUUUAAUGGUUUUUCCUGCAGCUAGAAAGCUACGUCAUAGGUCAGGAUCUUGUUAAUAAUAAAAACCAUGUCGUAUAUCAAACGCGUCAUGCAAAACUGGCGGCUGUCCAGAAUAGAGGAGGAGUUGGAUAUACUGCACUUUCAAAACAUCCCCGUGCCACCACCGGAGACGGGAGAGGGAGGUGACCCCACCGGGACGCAGGAGAGGAAGAAUUUAAACAGACGUAGCCGUGUGUUGGAAUUCACUGAUGUUCCGCUGACGCCUGUAGCAGAUGGUAAAGAACCCCUUUACUCCUCGCCUUCUUCUCUUGUCCAACCGGCUGAUAUAAUGACCUCGCAACAACAGCCGCAACAUGAACAGCAUUCAACCAAGAAAGAUGGCGAAGUUGCGGCCAAAGUGAUCACGGAAAAGUAUGACUCAUUAGGCAAGGUAAAAACCGCCUUCGUGGAGAAUAAUGUAUUCUGUCAACAGCAGCCGCAGCAGGCACAGACAGCCGCAGGUGGGAAACAAGAAAGCACACUCAUGACGGGCCUGGAGGAGGUUGAUGAAAUUACCGAAGACGACAUCGGACAAGUGGAGUCCUUCUAUAAAAGUUUGAAAACGGACGUGAUAUGUUGCCAAGGUCUUGCUAAUCUGUACUUUGGGACGCUGAAAGGCAGCGCCACGGUAGACUCUUGGACCCUAGCACAUUCGGGAAUCCCCUUGUUAUUACUGGACACGGGGGAAGGGCACAGAAAGCGGCGACUACAUAUCAUUCUAGCUGAGAGAGGCACGGGGUUUAUUCUUUGGAGGGACUCUAUCGAUCAUCUCACAAACUAUAAGUCGCCACACCCAAAUUUUCACACCCUUCAUCUCUCCACAGAUCACACCAAGAUCGUCGGCCUAAGCUUUGACGAUGCGUUCGCCGCGGCGGAGUUUCAGAGGACUUAUCAUGAUUUAAUAUCCGAUCCCGAGGACGAUCUCUUGAAUGUGAGUAGGAAAAAGGGAAAGAAAAGGAAAGAGUUAGAAAAGAAACUCAGAUCUAAUCGGAGGCAUUACAAGCCACCGAAGAAAAAUGACAUUUCACAGCCAUGUUGUUUUGAGCAUGUGACAAAACUUGAGCGUUGUGACAGAGAUCGGUUGGUGACACUUCAUUCUCUUGUUUCCCCUCGGGAGGGGGACAGGGACAUUUGGCAUCUAAAACAACAGAAAAAUGGUCACACGAGCAGCCAAUCGGGACAACUAAACAGUGUAGCAAGCUGACCGAGCACAUUCUGUGAGAACGAUCCAAUGUAAGUGUAUUGGGUCAUAGGAGAUUAAACUAUCAAACUGUUUCCAGUAAAAGGUACAGCAAGGCGUUUAGAAGGUUUUACGCCAUGACACGGAAUAAAACCACCAGCAACUUGCUCUUUCGAAAAAACACAUGGCAUAUUUACCCGUGGUAUAUAACUCGAAGGAUAUUAAUCAACGGUCACCAUGUGAACAGCAUGAAUCAUGUGCCAGCAACGCAUUUUAUUUUUAUUUGAGGUAACGAACUUAAGUUACCCGCAGCACUGUGUGUUGUUUAAUACCUUGUUGCGUUUUUAACACCAUUCUGCUUUUUUACGAUGAACAAAAUAUGUUUUUACUGCAUGACUCAUUCUGACUUGCCACGAUCGGACAAGGAUAUGAAUAGAUAAAGGAAUUACGGAUUGCAUCCCAUGUACAUGACACUAUGGAUUUAGUAUGACCAGCAUAUAAGAUCGCCACGGGCUUCGUUCUAGUCUUAAUUACUGCAGUUCUUAAGCCAGCUCAUUUUUAUUUGAACACUUAAUGGUACAAUGGUGCAUCUCUCUGCGAUCUUCUUAAUUAUCUUGCCGAGAGGGAAAGUUACGAGAUGAAUACAAGUAGCCAUUAAUAAAAUUAUGAAUGGACGUUGAAUUGAUAUCUCGAUUAUCAUGCAAAGGAGGCCUUUGCUUGAUGCUUGAUACGACAUAUUUUCGUGAUCUCAGUCGAGAAAGAUGCAAUAGAUGUUGUCAUUACACGCAAUAUGGACAGACAGUGUGUCGGCUGAAUAUGUGAAUGUCACCGCCAUCCAGCUCUGGCCAAAUUUCAGUUCAUAAGUUACUCUGUUGAUUUGUUAAAUGCAUGAUACAUUUGUUUGUGCAUUUUUAAAGAAGGGGGGGGGGUGUAGUUAAGUAAUUAAUAAGUUUGAUAUGUCAUAAGUGCCACGUUAAUACAGAAGUAUCAAAAUUGUAAAAAAAAUAGGUUUAUGAGAAAUCUUUUUAGAGGUUUUAUUAAUAGUACUUUUAAGGAAAGGAAAUGAUAAAGAAUGAAGCAGUGAUGUCAGAAAGAUGACAAAAGAUAUACUUCGCCAAGAUUCUAGAGGUGAUAUGCGGCAAGAUGGCCGAAAAUUGAGCUAGUGAUAAGACGGUAUGCAUUUAUUAAGAGGGCUGAUGAUAUAUACCUUGCUGUCAUGUUUAAAAGAAAAUACGAAACUAUUUUUGGACAGGUCCCAUGGAUUGAAUUGUUUACAUUUUAUAGCCUAUUUACAUCACACAGCUUGACAUCAAAAUCAAACGUGUCUAAUUUUAUACCCCACAAAAUGUACAUAUAAACAUGCAAGAACGCCCUUGUAGUGAACUAUCAAAGGAAACUGGUUGAAAGGCGAUGACAAACGUUCGCUGUUAAUAACACGGAAAGUGUUAAAUGUUUAAGUGUCUGCCAUCAAGGACUUAUCAAGUGCCUGUCACCCCAUUUUUAACCCAAGUAAAAGAUCUUGUCUUGUGUGAGAGGUUGUUCUUGCUCAUUGUGGAUACUUACGAUGACUAGUGUUACUUGUUAAUUGCACAGAGGGUAUUAAAUUGUUUCAUGUCUGAAAUCAAGAUCUUGGGAGGUCAUCUCGUUCCUGUCUGAGUAGACAGAACUGCAUCUUUUCGAAGAGUUUACACUCGAUUCGUUAAAGUUAAGCAUCAGAAAAGUGUUCGCUAUUCAGAUCAUAACAAGCGAUAUUGUCCUCCGUGGAAAGAUAACACUAAUUUUUAGGGAAGUAACAGUCGUUUUCCCUGUUCAAGAAGUUCUUGUUAUGGUCUCAAAUCACAGUGGGGUACCAGGCAGGUGCGUUAUGAUUUCGCCAAGAGGCCACACGCCUGAAGACCUCUGUAGUCCAGUGUAGGAAAGCUGCAGGCUUUCUCUAGGUACCCUGCGUGUUAAAGAACCGCGCUUUACUGUUGCGGCAACCUAAGACAAGCGCUGGGUGAGAAAUUGCUUUCUGGCAGUAAAUCCUCUGAAACACGGGGUACUGAACAGCCGCAUAUUUUGGAAUAACCAGAUUGAUUUAUUAUUUGGUGCUGCCACAGUUAAGACGCAGUCAAUAUGGCAAAGGGCAAGUCUACGUUUUAAAUAACCGGGAUCCUGGAAGCUGUAAAUUCGGAAAAUUAACACAGACAAUUCACUACAUGGCUUCUUGACGAUUUCUCCACCUUCUUUGUUUUUAAACAAACUCGGGCAACUUGCUUAAUAAAGUUAGAGGUUCUGUUUUUA